CAAUGCCAGGCGAGGGAGCUCCUGUCGGAGAGUGAAGCUCCGCUGCUCUCAAUGAAAGAGGGGGAGAACAGUAAUGCAGAGGGAUGUAAGAUGGCAGAGCUACAAAUGUUGUUAGAGGAAGAGAUCCCGGCUGGAAAAAGAGCGCUUGUGGAGAGCUACCAAAACCUUUCAAGGGUUGCGGAAUAUUGCGAGAAUAAUUAUGUGCAGGCACAAGACAAGAGGAAAGCCCUUGAGGAAACCAAAGCCUACACCACGCAGUCCCUGGCAAGCGUGGCCUAUCAGAUCAAUGCCUUAGCAAACAAUGUGCUACAGCUGCUGGAUAUUCAGGCUUCACAGCUGCGCAGGAUGGAGUCUUCUAUAAACCAUAUCUCUCAGACUGUGGACAUUCAUAAAGAGAAAGUUGCCAGACGAGAGAUCGGGAUCCUCACCACCAACAAAAACACGUCUCGGACCCACAAGAUCAUCGCCCCUGGCAACAUGGAGCGACCCGUGCGCUACAUCAGGAAACCCAUAGACUACACCCUGCUGGAUGAUGUGGGCCACGGUGUCAAACAAGGGAAUAACCAGCCUGCUCGGGGUGGUGGAGGAACAUUAUCAAGGACCAACCCACCCACACAGAAGCCCCCCAGCCCACCCAUGGCAGGGAGGGGUACUCUGGGACGAAACACUCCUUAUAAGACCCUUGAGCCAGUCAAGCCUCCUGUGGUGCCUAAUGACUACAUGACCAGUCCAGCACGUCUGGGCAGCCAGAACAGUCCUGGACGCACGGCUUCACUCAGCCAGAGACCCAGAACACACAGUGGCAGCAGUGGGGGCAGCGGUGGUCGGGAGAAUAGCAGUAAUAGCAUGGGAAUCCCUCUGGCUGUACCAACACCCUCCCCUCCCAGUAUGGCACCAGUAGUUCCUCCAGGUCCAGGUCUGGGUCCAAUCCCUAUGUCUCAGUUUGGGACGAUCUCUCGGCAGAUCUCCAGACACUCCUCCACCACUUCCUCCUCCACCUCUAUGGUAUCAGCUACAGGCACCUACCGACGUGCCCCCGCCAGCUCCUCGCAGUUCUCUGUGCCUCAACCACACCUGAAUGGAGGUCCCACAUACCCCCAGAACACAAUGUCUGUCGCUCCACCACCUCCACCCAUGGUGCAGCUGACGCCCCAGAUUCCCCUCACUGGCUUUGUGGCCAGAGUUCAGGAGAACAUAACAGACAGCCCAUCUCCACCUCCUCCUCCUCUACCUGAGGACACGCCCAUAUUUGAGGAAGCAGCUCCGCCCCCUCCACCUCCACCUGUGGAUUAUGAUGAAGAAGACGCAGCCAUGGUGCACUACAAUGACCCCUACGCUGAUGGAGACCCCCACUGGGCCCCGAAGUCCUACCUAGAGAAGGUGGUGGCCAUCUAUGACUACUCAAAGGACAAAGACGAUGAGCUUUCCUUCAUGGAGGGCGCCAUCAUCUACAUCAUCAAGAAAAAUGAUGACGGCUGGUUCGAGGGCAUCUGUAAUGGCGUGACUGGACUGUUUCCUGGCAACUACGUCGAAUCCAUCAUGCACUAUGCUGACUAAGCUGCCAAUCAGUUACAAACAUUGCAAAGUGCAUUAGGAUAUGACUGAAUGUUUGUUUUUGUCCAAUAGCCAAUGUAUCCAAGCUUCUACAAUGCUCUUUGUUUGAGGAGACAGGGCUUGUAAUGCUUUUACACAGAAUAUGAAAAGAAACAACAGAUCUCUCUUCAUUCUGGUUAGGUUGCCUAAUAUAUUUUGUACAUAUAUUACAGUGAGAAAUUGCCUGUAGGCUGUUGCUAGUGUUUGUUUUUGUGCGUAUUUUGUCAGUGUACUGAGACCCGUGUUUGCCAAGUGUCAACUAGGGCUAGUUAGUUUUUUUUUGUUUUUUUUUUUUAAAUAAAUGUCAUGCUCUUCCUUUACAUCAGGAAGAAAUGCUUGAAUGUCAUUUCUGAAUUGUUAUUAUGCCUGGCAAAGAAUAUGAAAAUGACAAUGAUUGCAUGUCCUGCAUUUCGACUAAGGACUUGCUGAUAUUUUCUAUAAUUUUGCCUCUCUUAUUUCGUCUCAUGACUGUAAGGUGAGGGUAAAAACAGAUGCAGUAAGGGGCAGAGGUGCUCCUGGAUAUCAAACUGAACUCCAUAUUGGCAAAUUUCUCGAAACCUGUCAAGAACAUUUAUGGGUCAUAUUUCAAUCCAAAUAUCACAAGAAAGAAUUAAGAAAUUAUAUUUUGCUUAAAGAAAACAAAUCCUUUUAUUAGGACUAUAUAAGGGAUAGUUCACCCAAAAACGAAAAUGCUCUCAUCAAUUACUCACCCUCAUUCCAUACUAGUUGUGUAUGACUUUAUUUCUUCUGCUGAACACAAAGUAAGAUUUUUAGAAGCAUAUCUCGGCUCAGUAGGGCGAUA
This is a messenger RNA of Myxocyprinus asiaticus (Chinese sucker), 2395 nucleotides long. Its product is annotated as abl interactor 1-like. Gene Ontology annotation, cellular component: intracellular anatomical structure; lamellipodium. The record is from RefSeq and is a predicted model, not a curated record. The transcript has 10 exons. The coding region runs from base 52 to 1557 and encodes 501 amino acids. NCBI's taxonomy places the organism in Eukaryota, Metazoa, Chordata, Actinopteri, Cypriniformes, Catostomidae. Gene Ontology annotation, molecular function: SH3 domain binding.